This is a messenger RNA of Choloepus didactylus (southern two-toed sloth), 1904 nucleotides long. RefSeq names its product carboxyl ester lipase (gene CEL). Lineage: Eukaryota; Metazoa; Chordata; Mammalia; Pilosa; Megalonychidae. The coding region runs from base 6 to 1805 and encodes 599 amino acids. Gene Ontology annotation, biological process: postsynaptic membrane assembly; presynaptic membrane assembly; chemical synaptic transmission. The transcript is spliced from 11 exons. Gene Ontology annotation, molecular function: triacylglycerol lipase activity; sterol ester esterase activity; signaling receptor activity. The record is from RefSeq and is a predicted model, not a curated record. Gene Ontology annotation, cellular component: synapse; postsynaptic specialization membrane; cell surface.
ACAUCAUGGGGCACCUGGAGCUGGCAGUCUUGGGCUUCACCUGCUGUCUAGCAGUGGCGAGUGCGGCAAAGCUGGGCGCAGUGUACACAGAGGGAGGCUUCGUGGAAGGCGUCAACAAGAAGCUCGGCUUCUUCGGUGACUAUGUGGACAUCUUCAAAGGCAUCCCAUUCGCUGCAACCCCCAAGGCCCUGGAGAACCCCCAGAAACACCCCGGCUGGCAUGGGACCCUGAAGGCCACAAGCUUCAAGAAGCGAUGUCUGCAGGUCACCAUCACCCAGGACCAGACCUACGGGGAGGAAGACUGCCUCUACCUCAACAUCUGGGUGCCCCAGGGCAAGGAGGAAGUGUCCCGGGACCUGCCCGUCAUGAUCUGGAUCUACGGAGGCGCCUUCCUCAUGGGGUCUAGUCAAGGAGCCAACGUGCUCAGCAACUACCUGUACGAUGGGGAAGAGAUCGCCACGCGGGGCAACGUCAUAGUGGUCACCUUCAACUACCGCGUGGGUCCCCUCGGCUUCCUCAGCACUGGAGACCCCAACCUGCCAGGUAACUAUGGCCUUCGGGAUCAGCACAUGGCCAUUGCCUGGGUGAAGAGGAACAUCGCAGUUUUUGGGGGGGACCCCAACAACAUUACCAUCUUUGGGGAAUCAGCUGGAGGUGCCAGUGUCUCUUUGCAGACCCUCUCCCCCUACAACAAGGGCCUCUUCCAGCGAGCCAUUAGCCAGAGUGGCGUGGCACUGAGUCCCUGGGCCAUCCAGAAGAACCCACUCUUUUGGGCCAAACUGGUAGCCAAGAAGGUGGGCUGCCCCUUGAAUGACACUGCCAGGAUGGCCGGAUGUCUGAAGGUGACCGAUCCCCGGGCCCUGGCGCUGGCCUAUAAGGUGCCCCUGGCUGGCCUGGAGUAUGCCCUGGUGCAAUAUCUGGCCUUCAUCCCUGUCAUUGACGGAGACUUCAUCCCCGAAGACCCCAUCAACCUGUUUGCCAAUGCUGCUGACAUUGACUACAUAGCUGGCACCAACAACAUGGACGGUCAUCUCUUUGCCACUGUCGACAUGCCAGCCAUUGACAAGGGCAAUAAAAACAUCACGGAGGAAGACUUCUACAAGCUAGUCAGAGCGCUCACCACCUCCAAGGGGCCCAAAGGUGCCAAUGCAACCUUUGAUGUUUACACGGAGCCCUGGGCCCAAGAUUCAUCCCAGGAGGCCAGGAAGAAGACUGUGGUGGAGUUUGAGACCGACAUCCUCUUCCUGGUGUCCACGCAGAUUGCCCUGGCCCAGCACAAAGCCAACGCCAAGAGUGCCAAGACCUACAGCUACCUGUUCUCCCACCCCUCCCGGAUGCCCAUCUACCCCAGCUGGAUGGGAGCUGACCAUGCCGACGACCUCCAGUAUAUCUUUGGGAAACCCUUCGCCACCCCCUUGGGCUACCGGUCUCAAGACAGGACUGUUUCCAAGGCCAUGAUCGCCUACUGGACCAACUUUGCCAGAAGUGGGGACCCCAACACGGGCCACUCGGCCAUUCCCACACACUGGGAACCCUACACCCUGGAGAAUGGCACCUACCUGGAGAUCACCAAGAAGAUUGACAGCAGCUCCAUGAAGCAGCACCUGAGGACCAACUACGUGCAGUACUGGAGCCUGAGCUACCAGGCACUGCCCACAGUGACCGAUGGAGAGGAUGCCCCAGUGCCCCCUGCAAAUGACUCUGAGGCCAACCCUGUCCCCCCUGCGGAUGACUCCAAGGCCAACCCUGUCCCCCCUGCAGAUGACUCUGAGGAGCCUCAAAUGCCCAUAGUGAUUGGCUUCUAAUGUUCUGUGAGCCUUGUCCCCAAGAGGCCACAAGGGUGGGGACCCCAGGGGCCCCACCUCCCCUCCCGAGCUCUUUCUGAAUAAAGCCUCAUCCUUCUA